AUGUCAUUUGAGCAUUCUGAAGAAACGAAACUCAUGGAUUUGGCCAGCCCUCGAGUUUCGAGCAGGGGAGGAGAUUAUGUAGAAAAAGUGAUUAUCAACUCCAACCGGGGUAUUUAUUUAGAGGUACCAGAAUCUUAACUGCGAGGCAAUUGAUACUUAUCACCUGGAGCCUGGCUAGAAACAUGUCAGGGGAGUAUUGCCUAAUUUCCUGUGUCCUUCUGCUCAUGGUCAGCUUGUCUGUGGGGUUACAGAAUGGGAACAUGAGGCUGGUGGGGGGUGAGCUGGCCCUGGAGGGCCGUGUGGAGAUCUACUAUAAUGGACAGUGGGGGACCGUGUGUGACGACAACUGGGACAUUACUGAGGCACAGGUGGUGUGUCGCAAUCUCAACUACCCUGGUGCUCUCACUGCUGUGGUGGGUGGGACAUACGGACAAGGAUCUGGUCCUAUCUGGAUGGAUGAUCUAAACUGUGAGGGGACAGAGAAAGACUUGUCCCACUGUCACUUCAAAGGCUGGGGGGUUACUGACUGUCAACAUGCUGAGGAUGCUGGUGUGGUCUGUGAAAGAGAAUCGUCUCGGAAUAGCAGUCGCGUCUACACUCUGGACCACAACACAGGCCUCAGUAACCACAUGGGGGCGCUGUUUGACAGUGGACGCGACUGUGACUUUGACAUCAUGGUGCGGGUUGCAAACAGCGCUGUGGAAACCAUCUGUGUUCACAAGCUGAUUGUCACUCUGGACCCAAAUACCUCCAUCUUAAACAGCACACAAGAGGAGAACCUCAGUAACCUCAACCUAGACGUCAGCCUCAACUGCCGGCCACAUGUCACCGACUUCCUGAGGUAUCUGUACACGCGGCAGAUUAACGUGACCAUGUCCUCUGCCCAGUGCAUCCACAAGAUGGCGUCCGACUGGGGUCUGAAGCAGCUUCAGGAGGCGGCAGGGAGGCUUUUCACCUGGCUGCUCCCCGAUGAUGCCUCCUUCCAGACCCAGACCUCUCUGUACGAGUACUCAGUCCACACAGGCGACACAGUUCUGCAGGAAACCUGUCUGCGCUUCCUUGCCUGGAACUGUGAGUCACUGAUCCGUUCCCCAGCCUGGACUGGUCUUGCCCUGGGCACAGUAAAGGCCCUUCUAGCCCGUUCAGACGUGGUAGUGCCAGAUGAGGCCUUCCUCCUAAAGGGUUUGGAGGACUGGGUGUUGGAACAGGGUAACUCGUCCACCCACGAAGACCAGGUCGCCAUUUUGAACCACAUCCGUUUUCCCAUGAUCGCUGCUGAAGAUUUGUUCAACCUCAAAGCCAAGUCUGAACUGUACAUGGACCAACAAGAGCGUUAUAAUGCCGGCAUGUUGCAGGGCUUUCAGUUCAAUGCACUACCCUUCCAGACGCUAGCUGGGGGCCUCCUCCUUAAAAAGGUGGAAUACACACCCAGGAUCUACACUGGCAAGCCAUGGAGCUUCACUUUCAGCUCAAAGGAUCUCAACACGUUCCGAAACUUCGGACACUAUUCCCACUCAGGUCAGAACCUCUACAGCCUCAGUGCUAACUUUGGCAGCCCUGUGCACAACAGUGCCUUUUUUUCCCUGUUCAAAAAGCUCAACUGGAACACCAGGGUCUUUAUCCACAACCAUGAAUGCUCAAACAGCGGCAUCCUCUGUCCGUCGCUGCCGAUGGUCUCGCUAACUGCCCAGAAUAACAGGGAGUUGCCCCAAGAGUAUCAGGACAGCAUCCGCUACCUCAACAAGGUUGUCCUGAUGUGUGAAGGGGAGUUUGUAUUCCAUGUCCAGGACUUUGCAUCCACGAUUGGCAAUGGCGGCAAUCAGGCCCAGAUUCCAGCAAACAUCUCUGCGGGCCAGGCCUAUCCGUGCCACUCAGACCAGUUCUCCUACCGUGUGGUGGUUCAACCUGUGUACACCACUGAGAUCAAGGAGAAUUAGCCGGAAGUAGAGGGACAGGAAUAUGAGGAGAUAAAGUGAACGAAGAUCACUUGGUAGUUAGUAGUUCUUUUUCAAUUAUCCAAGUUUAACAAAGCAAUUUUAGCAACGUCAAUGUAUGUAAUCCUAAGUGUUUUGUUUAACCCAUCCAAUAUCUUCUGAAUGUCACUUCCAGGCAACACUGCAUUAUCAUUCUCAGUGGCGAUUUUAGCAUGUAAAUCUUGGUGUGGCAAAAAAAAAAAAAAAUGGGAUCCAUGCCAGAAAAGCCACAACACUAAACAAUA
This is a messenger RNA of Oncorhynchus gorbuscha (pink salmon), 2218 nucleotides long. Its product is annotated as galectin-3-binding protein A-like. Bases 183 to 1937 code for a protein of 584 amino acids. The transcript has 6 exons. The record is from RefSeq and is a predicted model, not a curated record. Gene Ontology annotation, cellular component: membrane. Lineage: Eukaryota; Metazoa; Chordata; Actinopteri; Salmoniformes; Salmonidae.